Molecule: messenger RNA, 2957 nt
Organism: Dermatophagoides farinae (American house dust mite)
Lineage: Eukaryota; Metazoa; Arthropoda; Arachnida; Sarcoptiformes; Pyroglyphidae
Source: RefSeq, a predicted model, not a curated record
UCCAAUUUUUUUUCCAUCUAUCAUCUUUUUCAUUCAAAUUGUAUCUGUGUGAAUGAAUGCGUGUGAAUGUUUUUUCGGUUUUGAUAGUUGGUUUCGAUUAGAACCAUACUCAAUUGAUAUGAUAUGAUUCAUGUUUUAUUAAUAAAUCAAAAAAACCUUCGAAUAACUAAUAAGAAAAAUUACGAAAAAUUCUCGAAUCGAAUCAACCACCAAUGCGCCGACACAUACAUUAGUAUGAACAUUGUUCCAAGAAAUCAAAUCGUCAAUUAUGUUUGCGAAUUUUCAUUUUUUCGGAAAUUAUUUCUUUUCGCUUUCUCAUCUAGAUUAAUCGAAUGACAAACAUAAUUUCAAUCAGUCUAUUCGAAUAAAUUGAUUAUGAUGAUGUCCACGCUCAUGCCCGUCAUAAAUACUGUUAUCAUUUCAGCCCAAGAUUUUCAUCAUCACAAUCAUCAUCAACAUCAUCAUCGUCAUCGACAUCGAAAUCAUUCCAGGAAAAAUGUGGCCUUAUUUCUAAUACAAAUGAAAAAUUUAUUAAUAUUUUUAUCAUUUACAAUUGUGUUUAUUGAUUAUUCAUUCCAAUAUGGAUACUGUGAUGCAAAACAAUUGAUCUCAUCAUCAUCAUCAUCAUCAUCAUCAUCAAUGAAUCCAUCACGAUUUUUUUCACAACAACAACAAAAACUACCAUCGAUACUAUUGUUGCCAUCAACGAUACCAUCCACGAUGACAACGACGACAAAGACGACGACAUUAGCACCAAAACCUGAACAUAAAACAUAUCCUGAUCAAAAUGUACUUGUCGGUCGUAUAGCACAUUUACCAUGUCAUUUGGCUGGACAUCAAUUUUUCGAUGAUAAAGAACCUGUACAAGAAUCGGAAGAUGAUCCACCACCUGAAAUAUUAUUACAGCAACAGCAGCAGCAAAAACAACAGUCACAAACAAAUAUACAAUCAUCACAGCCAUUAGAUAUGAUACAAUUGAUACUUUGGUAUCAUGGUGAUGAUAUAUCCGGUUCACCAUUCUAUAGUGUUGAUGCCCGUUUACAGCAACAGCCAUCAUCAUCAUCAUCAUUGAUGAAUAAUCAGAAUGAUUCAUUCAAUACUAAUCAACAACAACAGAAUCCAAUUACAAAUCAAUGGAAACAUUUUCUAAUGGAUCCAUAUAAUGAACGUGCCAAAUUUGUUGUUAAUCAUCAUACUAUUUAUAGUAAUCAACAACAACAAGAACAAACAACAAAAAAAAUAUUUGACAAUUUUCAACAACAACAACAACAAUCAGGAAAUAUUUUAAUCAAUCCAUUUAUGUUGAUUAUUGAUCCGGUACAGGAACAAGAUCAAGGCCUUUAUUGGUGUCGUGUUGAUUAUCGUUGGACCCGUACAACUAUCUCAAAAGUAAAGCUCAAUGUAUAUGUUCCACCAAAAACGUUGACAAUCUAUUACUGGUCAUUUACAUCGAUUAUUCAUCAUCAAUCAUCAUCACCAACAUUAUCAUCAGAAUUUCUUAAUAAUAAAAACAAUACGGAAAUUGAUUUAUUUGAACAAUUUAAACUUGAAUUACAACAAAUUCUUUAUCAACAACAAACAUUAUUGUUGAAUCAAAGUCAUAAUAAGAAUCAUCAUUAUCAAACAUUAUUUAACCACCAUCGUUGGCAAUCAUUAUCAUCAUUUUUUCCAUUGAAAGUGAUUGAAAUUAAAUCAAUUAAUGUUAUGAUUGAUUCAAGUGCCCCUAAUAAACAACAACAACAACAACAAUCUUCAUAUCAACAACAACGUACACAAUAUAUACCGAUUAUCAAUGUUGAUGAACAUUUGGAUGCAAUAUUCGUAUGUGAAUCAUUGGGUGGUAAUCCAUCACCAACAAUACAUUGGUAUUGGAAUAAUCGUCGAUUAGAUACAAUGGGAAUGACUUCAACGAUAUUUCAAUGGCAAAAUUUUACAUUGAGAUCAACAUCAUCAUCAUCAAUGGAAAAUAAUGAUUCACGAUUCAAUGUGAUCAAUAUUGGCCUUGUUAAGAAUCAAACGAUUUAUGAUCAUAUUAUUAUUCGACAUUCAUCAUCAUCAUCAUUAUUUAAUGUUACAAAAAAAUUACCAACAUCUGAAAAUAAUUCAAAACAUCGAAUACUAAGCAUAUUAUUUAUACGACAUAUAGAACGUAUGGAUCAAGGUACAAUCAUUCGUUGUCAAUCAACAAAUUCACCACAAGUGCCUCAAUCAAAAUCAUUGAAUAAAUUAUUCAAAAUUAAUGUUAAUUUGAAUCCAACAAAAGCACAGAUUGUUGAUGUAAGACGUGAUGGUAUGACCAUUGGUAGUAUGGUACAUGCUACAUGUCUUACAUGGGGAUCGAAACCACCAGCUAAAAUAUUCUGGUUCAUACAUGAUCGGCCAUUAUCGGAUAUUAGUGAAAUUAUAUUCGAUACAAAUAUGACGACAAAAUCACAGGUUCAUUUUCAAUUACAAUCAAUUGAUAAUGGUCGUCAAUUAACUUGUAUUGCCUUACGUUUACGGAAUUCAUACGAUUUUGAGCCCGAAUUAAAUCUGGAACAGCAACAACAACAAAAUGAUCAUCAACGUCCGAAUACAAAUAAAAUCGAAACGAUAAUCAUUGCAGAAAUUCUUCAACAACAACAAUCAUCAUCAUAUCGUAUGAAUAGUAAAAAAAAUUCGUGGAUCAAUAUAGAACAACGAGAAAAAUUGUCCACAGAAUCUCAACAACAAACAAAAAAAUUUAUCAAAAAACGUAGAAAAACAACAACAACAACUUGAAAAUCAAAAUAAUACUCAAAAUGGUGGUGAUGGUGAUGAGGAUGUGAACAACAUUGUUAUUGGCAAUAUCAAUAAUAAUCAUGGCAAUAACAUGAAUCGAUCCAAAACAACGAUCGAUAUCAAUGACAAUUCUUCUGAUGGUGAUAUUGAUAAUAAUAGUAGUGGCAAUAAUAUUGAUGAUGAUGAUGAUGGUAAUG